GGGGAGUGAUUUUUUACUUUCCCUUUCAGCGGAGAAAAAUUAUUCCUUUGUUCUCCUCAAAUUCUCAAAUUCUCCUCCUCUUCUCCAUUUUUCCCACAAAUCAUUUUGCUUCCGUGUGCGACUGUUGUGUUUUAACAGUUAAAGUGAAUUAUAUUUUUGUGAAGACUGAACCAAAGUGAAAACAAUUAAAAGAAUGCGUCUAUGUCAACAAGAAUAAAGGGGCCGUAGUUCGAAGUUAUACGAAAAGAAACAGAAUAGAAUCGGAUGAAGAAAUUGACAUCAGCUUGACGGAAAAAGAAAUAUUUAUGCGGGAAAAUCAAGUGACGGCGGAUAAUAAGGAAAGAAUGGUUCAAUUUCAUCGCGACACCAUAGAAACCCGCCGAAAGUGGAUUGCCGAUAAAAAGCCUACAGUAACUGAUAUUAUGAAGCGAUUCCCGAGGUUUACAUCUACAAAGGAUGCGAUUGACUGUGACCUUAAAUCUGCCGACGGAUGGGAAACUGCUCUGUUUACGGAGAGGUGGAAAAAAAUAGAAAAGUCCUUGGCCAUCGAAAUUUUGAAAAAACAUGGAGUAUUUCUGGAGCCUAGUGAAUUUACGACGGAUAUAGUUAAAUCUUAUGAAGACCCCUUGUGUGAUUUCAAUACAGCCAACGAGAGAACUCUCUUGAUUUUUCUAUCGCUCCCAGUGCUUUUUCCACCGCGCCUGUCUAGGGCCUUCAAAGGCAAUACGAUCCCUAAUGUCACCAUGCUUUCUAAAAAACUUGUUCGGCGGUUUCCAAAUGGCACUAACUUAGCUGAAGCACUACAACAAGCUGAAUCCGACGGCAUGAUUCAGCCUGGAUUAAUUGUAAUUGGCGAUCGUCGUUACAUCAAGGCUGAUCUCAUCCCAAUCAAAAUUUCUACCUCAUCUGCAGCUGAAUCAAUUUCAAUUUUAUUCGCUGUUUAUCACAUAUUCAACCUUAGUUUCCCUGAACACCUGAAUUUAGUGUACAAUUUUUUGCAAAAUAUGGUGAAUUUUGUUGAAAAAGAGACUUCACAGCCCCCAAACAAGAAAAAGAAAUCGUCAUCAAAGUCCCUAGUAGUCAACGAAUUUUCGAUGAAAAUUCUUAAUCAGUUGUCUAAUCGAUAACAAAUUGUUUUGUGUGACUCGAUAUGACUUCCGAAA
Messenger RNA from Daphnia pulicaria, 1163 nucleotides. RefSeq lists its product as uncharacterized. The transcript is spliced from 5 exons. NCBI's taxonomy places the organism in Eukaryota, Metazoa, Arthropoda, Branchiopoda, Diplostraca, Daphniidae. The coding region runs from base 306 to 1127 and encodes 273 amino acids. The record is from RefSeq and is a predicted model, not a curated record.